AUGACUCCUCCUCGGAACAGAUCCACAUUCACCUUUCUGUUGUUGAUUUCUCUGCUGUUCCCCAACUGGGUUUUCGCGGAAGAUGAUGUAAAGUGUUUGCAAAAACUGAAGAGCUCAUUUAAUGACCCAGAAGGGAAGCUCAACACAUGGAGCUUUUCAAAUUCAUCCGUGGGUUUCAUUUGCAGCUUCGUUGGUGUUUCGUGCUGGAACGACCGUGAAAAUCGUCUUUUCAGCCUCGACCUCAGGGACUUUAACCUUACAGGAAAAAUCCCGGAUUCUUUACAGUACUGUCACAGCCUCCAGACCCUGGAUCUCGCCGGUAACAGUUUUUCUGGUUCGAUCCCACCUCAAAUCUGUAAUUGGUUACCUUAUAUGGUCACUUUGGAUCUAUCCCAUAAUGUUUUGACCGGUCAAAUCCCCUCGGAUCUUGUUAACUGUGCGUAUUUGAAUAAUUUGCUUUUAGAUGACAACAGAUUGUCUGGGAAUAUACCAUAUGUGUUCUCUAAUUUAGGAAGGUUGAAAAAAUUUUCAGUUGCGAAUAAUGAUUUAUCUGGGAGGGUGCCCUCGUUUAAGUAUGAUUUGUUGGAGCUUGAUUUGGGUGGGAAUAGUGGGCUUUGUGGGGGCCCUUUGGGCAAAUGUGGUGGUGGAUUGAGUAAGAAGAAUUUGGCUAUUAUUAUUGCUGCUGGAGUUUUUGGUGCUGCAGCUUCGCUGUUGUUAGGUUUUGGUCUGUGGUGGUGGUAUUUCACUAAGUCUAAUAAGAGAAGAAAGAGUGGUUAUGGGAUUAGUGGAAGAGAUGAUGGGAGUGGGUGGGCAGAGAGAUUGAGGGCUCACAAGCUUACUCAGGUUAUGCUGUUCCAGAAACCACUUGUGAAGGUUAAGUUAGUUGAUUUAUUGGCGGCAACGAGUAAUUUUAGUGCCAAGAACACUAUAGUCUCCACUAGGACGGGGAUUACUUUCAAGGCAGUGUUACCAGAUGGAUCGGCUCUUGCAAUUAAACGGUUUAGUACAUGUAAGAUGGGGGAAAAGCAGUUUCGUACUGAGAUGAAUAGGUUAGGGCAGCUAAGGCAUCCAAAUUUGGUGCCACUUUUAGGGUUUUGUGUAGUGGAGGAGGAGAAGCUGUUGGUUUACAAGCAUUUGUCAAAUGGGACUUUGGGUUCCAUAUUGAAUGGGAAUGCUGAAGUGUUGGAUUGGCCAACGAGGUUUAGGAUUGGAUUGGGUGCUUCAAGGGGGCUUGCCUGGCUUCACCAUGGUUGUCACCCUCCAAUCUUGCACCAGAAUAUUAGCUCCAAUGUGAUUCUUCUUGAUGAGGAUUUAGAUGCUCGGAUAAUGGACUUCGGAUUGGCAAGACUCCUGACUACUUCUGAAUCUAAUGAGAGUAGCUUUGUCCAUGGGGAUUUAGGUGAAGUUGGAUAUGUAGCUCCCGAGUACGCAAGUACAAUGGUUGCUUCACUUAAAGGAGAUUGUUAUAGUUUUGGAGUAGUGCUGCUCGAGUUAGCUACUGGGCAGAAACCUCUGGAUGUGAGUACUGCCGAUGAAGGAUUCAAGGGUAAUUUGGUCGACUGGGUAAUUAUGCUCUCUAAUUCUGGUCGAAUGAAAGAUGCUAUUGAUAAGCGCCUGUGCGGAAAGGGGCAUGAUGAGGAAAUUGUAAGGUUCUUAAAAAUUGCAUGUAAUUCUGUGGUUUCUCGCCCAAAGGAUAGGUGGUCUAUGUAUCAGGUCUAUGGAUCACUGGAGGGCAUAGCUGAGGAACGAGGUUUCUCCGAACGUUAUGAUGAAUUUCCUUUACUAUUCGGAAAACAAGAGAUCACUAGUCCCGUUCGACUUUGA
Molecule: messenger RNA, 1824 nt
Organism: Fraxinus pennsylvanica
Lineage: Eukaryota; Viridiplantae; Streptophyta; Magnoliopsida; Lamiales; Oleaceae
Source: the annotation of a GenBank genome assembly